AUGUCCGUCCAGAAGCUCAACAGCCACUCCGAGUUCCAGCAGCUCAUCGCGUCCGACAAGGUCACCGUGAUCGACUUCUGGGCGACGUGGUGCGGCCCGUGCAAGAUGAUCAGCCCCAUCUUCGAGCGCAUCGCCAGCACCGUCGGCGACAAGGUGCAGUUCGCCAAGGUCGACGUCGACGAGCAGGAGCAGAUCAGCCAGGAGUGCGGCAUCAAGGCCAUGCCCACCUUCAUCUUCUUCAAGAACGGCGAGAAGGUCGAGAGCGUCGUCGGCGCCGACCCGAGCAAGCUGCAGGUGAGUGCUGCGAGAGGAAGGAUGGCGGAGUCGCGGAUGAGUAGCAGGGGGCGACAGAGUCGCAUUGGCGGGGUGACACUCCAGCAGAGGUCUGUGCGCUUCAUACGCAUCGAGUCAUGCAUCAGCCGACCAGAAAGGAAGGGAGCCCACUGCCCGACGCACACUUUCUGCUUGUGUCUACUGCGGCGAGCAGUUGUGCGGCAUGCAGCGCUGCUGCUCCUCAUGCUUCGCCGCCUUCCAUUGCGUCUCCGCGUGCAAGCCUUAGCUGACACACUACCGAUCUCUUCUUCUCAGGCUGCCAUCAGCAAGUACUCCUCGUAA
Molecule: messenger RNA, 615 nt
Organism: Tilletiopsis washingtonensis
Lineage: Eukaryota; Fungi; Basidiomycota; Exobasidiomycetes; Entylomatales
Product: thioredoxin
Exons: 2
Coding region: 1-615 (204 amino acids)
Molecular function (GO): protein-disulfide reductase activity
Source: RefSeq, a predicted model, not a curated record